This is a messenger RNA of Prosopis cineraria, 1672 nucleotides long. RefSeq names its product cysteine-rich receptor-like protein kinase 43. Gene Ontology annotation, molecular function: protein kinase activity; ATP binding. Bases 212 to 1417 code for a protein of 401 amino acids. NCBI's taxonomy places the organism in Eukaryota, Viridiplantae, Streptophyta, Magnoliopsida, Fabales, Fabaceae. The transcript is spliced from 6 exons. The record is from RefSeq and is a predicted model, not a curated record. Gene Ontology annotation, biological process: protein phosphorylation.
UGUUAUGUUCUCCGAACGCUACAAACUCUCUUCAUCUCUCAUCUUCCUCAUCCUUCCCUUUCCCAGUUUCCCCCUUCUCUGCUCCAUUUCUCAUUUCCCUCGCUAAAUCAAUCUCAGAGUGAACGGUGAUUAGGACUGCUACUCUGGCUUGGGGGAUUCCGGAUUACUCUGUUCUUUGUUUCAUGGGCUGGUUUUGGGAACCACAAGCGCCAUGACCAAAUCUCAUACUCAUAGUUUUCUUCAUAAUUUGAUUAAACCCUUCAAAUUUGGUUCUAAGGGAAGCAACGAAGAAGAGUUAGAGAGGAUUGCUGCCCAGGAGCAAAAGAUAUUUCCCUAUGAAACGUUAGUUGCUGCUACCAAAAAUUUUCAUUCUCAUCACAAGCUUGGCGAGGGAGGUUUUGGACCCGUCUACAAGGGGAAGUUGGACGAUGGAAGAGAGAUUGCGGUGAAGAAGUUAUCGCAAAGCUCAAAUCAAGGAAACAAAGAGUUCGUGAACGAGGCCAGGUUGCUGGCUCGCGUGCAGCACCGGAAUGUGGUGAAUUUGUUGGGUUAUUGUGUCCAUGGCACGGAGAAGCUACUUGUGUAUGAGUAUGUUGCUCAUGAGAGCCUUGACAAACUUCUAUUCAAAUCCCACAGAAGACAGCAGCUAGAUUGGAAAAGGAGGUUUGACAUAAUCACAGGCAUAGCAAGGGGUUUACUUUAUCUUCACGAGGACUCGCAUAGCUGCAUCAUCCACCGAGACAUCAAGGCCAGUAACAUCUUGCUUGAUGAUAAAUGGAUGCCCAAGAUUGCAGACUUUGGCAUGGCUCGUCUCUUCCCUGAGGAUCAGACUCAUGUCAAUACACGGGUGGCUGGCACCAAUGGAUAUAUGGCUCCAGAGUAUGUGAUGCAUGGACAUUUAUCAGUGAAGGCAGAUGUGUUUAGCUAUGGGGUUUUGGUGCUGGAGCUGAUAAGUGGCCAAAGAAACUCAGCGUUUAGCCUUGAGGUGGAUGCACAUAAUCUGCUUGAUUGGGCCUACAAGCUUUACAAGAAAGGGAGGAGCUUAGAAAUGGUUGACCCUGCGUUAGCAGCUUCAGCAGUAACAGAUCAAGUAGCAAUGUGCAUACAACUGGGUCUGCUAUGUGUUCAAGGGGAUCCGCGGCUCCGGCCAAACAUGCGGCGGGUGGUGGUGAUGCUGUCGAAGAAGCCGGGCCACAUGGAAGAGCCGACUAGACCAGGAGCGCCUGGUUCCAGAUACAGAAGACCUCGCAGGCCCUCUGCAUUUUCUACCACAGCCGGUACUUCUGGUGGUGACUCUGAUUCUCGUACUUCUGACUCUAGCAAUAACUGUACCACCACUGCAUCAACACCGGCAACAAGCUCCGCUGCUGCUCGAGAAAUUGACGCUCGUGGAAAACGUCCCAUGCAUGAGGUUUAGGCUUCCUCUCUCAGGGAAGGGAGGUGGGGGCUAUGAUGAUUUUGUUAUUCUUUUUUUCCUUCGUGUUGUAAAAAUAUAUGUGAAAUAGGGUGUAAAUGAUGAGAGGGAUUAGCGAUAUGGGUUGGAGAGUAUUAAGUUAAUAGCAAUUGAUUCUUUCGUUUCUUUUGUUAAUCUGAUUAAAGGCUCUUAAUUCUUUAUGUAAAAAUGCUGGGAAAUUACCUGAGUUCUUGUUAUUCAUCUUACCCUAGAACUCCU